Debaryomyces hansenii CBS767 is the source of this 1197-nucleotide messenger RNA. RefSeq names its product DEHA2G18986p. The coding region runs from base 1 to 1197 and encodes 398 amino acids. The record is from RefSeq and is a predicted model, not a curated record. The transcript has a single exon. Lineage: Eukaryota; Fungi; Ascomycota; Pichiomycetes; Serinales; Debaryomycetaceae.
AUGUGUUCGAUAAUAAUAGUGAACAGCUUAAUAAUCACGAACAAAUUAAUGAAUGAUAUUAAACAACAUGAAUACGAUGAUAAGAGUGACAUUCAGGCAGCUAAUAACCAAGGGUUUUAUAAAAGUCAGGACCUAUAUGCCAGCGAAAGUUGUGACAAUGGUGAUGUUAUCAGUGAACUUGGUAGUAAUGAUUUGAUCAAUAAUGAUGAGGGUGUAACUCAACUUGAAAAUGCGCUUGAAAAAAGAGCUAGGUCUUGGAAAACUAGUUUUGUCGAUGGUACGGUAUCGAUGUUUUCGUUUAUUGUUAGUUCAGCCGAUGCCUUUUACGCUACAGCCUGUACACCAACAUUCUUAGGAGCAUUAGGAGUAGCAAACCCUGCUGGAGCUGGUGCAACACUAGCUGCUUGCGGUUGGUCUGGCGCAGUACUUGCCGUCAUGAACUGGACAUCUUACGUAGUAAGUAGCCACAAUGACAACGGUGGAUGGAACUGGGAUUCUGAUAGUGCAAGAGAUAAGAGAUCUUUUGACAUAUUAAGUGAAACUUUUGGCUAUUUGCCGGACAGUGCUGUUCGCCCACUAGUUAAUAACUUAUACUCUAUAAGGGACGAUAAACAUGAGUAUUUUCAGCUUUUGACUAAAAGAGAUAGUAUCGCUAGUCAGAUAUUAGAUCAUGGACUGUUGUAUGAUACCUCACUGGGUAAGGCAGAAUAUAUAGGGUAUCAAUUUAUUGCAGAUCAUGGCAAUCACAACAAAUCUGUGGUAAUACAAUCAGGGUCUGAAAAUGAUGCGAUUGAAACUUGGCACCGUUGCGGUGAUGAAAAUGAAUGUUUUAGUGAUAAUAUUGAGUGGGUCGAUCAGAAUGAAAAAGGUAGUGGCAAAAACAGGCUGAUGUCCAUGACAAAACGUACAGGAAAUCUGUAUUGGCAAUCAUACAAUGAUUGGGGUGAAAAUGGAGGUUACGUACAUGAUUGGUGGUAUUGGGACGAAUUCUCAAAAGCAGCGCAAGAAAAGCUGGGUGAUCAGUCAAUUUUACAGAAAGUUCAACCCUGUACUAAUGACUUUCGGUGUUACGGCGUACACAGCAAAAUAUGUUUAGCAGGUGGUAUGAGUAAUACCAGAACCAAGGAUUCAGCAUGGGUUGGAGAAGUGUAUGCUAAUGGUUAUGGUGGCAUUGAUGGUGAAUGCCAGAAUGGCUAG